AGAAAGUAGUUUUAUAUUAUGAGCUUCCUUAAAAAAACGUUUUAAAUAUUUUAUCGUAUUAGUCUUAUUGCUGGGGUGUCGGUCUUACUCGAAGAUAUUUCAAACCUUUUUUUUAAGUAAUUAAAGAAUGCCAAAGUUUAUACAAGCUGCUGAAAUUAAACAGUAACAGAUUGUUAGUAGAUUUUACAACCAUGCAGCAAGAGCAUUUGUUUAAAGUUCUUGUGAUUGGAGACCUCGGAGUUGGAAAAACAUCUAUAAUUAAGCGAUAUGUCCAUCAGAUAUUCUCUCAACACUACCGAGCAACUAUAGGCGUGGAUUUUGCUCUGAAAGUGUUGAACUGGGACAAUAACACAGUCAUCCGGUUACAGUUAUGGGACAUUGCAGGUCAGGAGCGCUACGGUAAUAUGACACGGGUGUAUUACCGUGAGGCUGUUGGGGCUCUGAUAGUAUUUGAUGUGACAAGAGCAUCAACGUUUGAUGCAGUACCAAAGUGGAAAGAUGAUCUUGACACAAAAGUUACUCUCAGCAAUGGCAAACCCGUCCCAGUUGUUCUGCUGGCCAAUAAGUCUGACCAGUCACGGGACGGCUUGUCCACUCAGAUUCCCAAACUCGACACAUUUUGCAAAGAAAACGGAUUUGCGGGCUGGUUUGAAACAUCAGCCAAGGAAAACACCAAUAUUGAAGCAGCAAUCAGGUGCCUGGUUGAAAACAUACUGACUCAUGAGGAGAAUGCUGUCACCGAAUCAGACCCACACACAGUGACCCUGUCCGGCAACAACAACACCAAGGAUCGUGGCAAAGCCAGAUGCUCUGCAUGUCCCAAAUAGAAGACUGAUGGUGAGGAGGAGCUGAAAUCAGAGAGCGAGUGAAAGAGAGCAUGAGAAAAGGGCACAGAGUUACUGGCUUCACCCUCAAAAAAGCAAUUAAGAUAAGGCACUGCAGUAAAGCAUCAGAAACAAAAUAACACACUGCUGGUUUAUAUUCCUAUAUCAUUUCAUCUACAGUACAGACCCAAUAACUGAUGCAGGUGGUGCACAGCUAAAAGACCAAAAAAAUCUCUGUGAGGAACAAUUACAGAACCUCUUUAUUUUAGGCUGUGAGCAGCAUAAGAUUGUGCAGGCUAAUGGACCAAUAGAGCAAUAAUUAACCCUUUUGUGCAUUAAUAUAUAUACCUUAUUUGAAAAUAUACCUUAUUUGAUGCAAACUACAGUUGAAAUAAUCUGAUAUAUAAAUGACAGUGUAAAGGAUUUGCUCAUGGACCCAGGAGUGACAUUUGAUGGUGCUGGGAUUUGAGCUUAUGACCUUCUGAUCAGGAACUCAAUAGGUUUUCACUACUGAGCUACCAUUUCGAUGACCUUUUUAAAGAAAUGGCUCUAGGGUUUAGGAAAAAUAUUUUUCACCUUCAGUGUAUGGGUACAUGCAGGCUUUCAGAGCGUAACAACAACAACAAUAAUAAUAAUAAUGUUUGUGGUGACAGGACUUAUUCCUGGAACACAAGCACAUGAGGGGGGAAUAUGCCCUGAUUCGGAAGCCAGUCAAUCGCAAAUUGGGGCAUAAUUAAUGAGAGACUGUGUUUUUUGGGAUGUGGAAGGAAACCAUCCAAAACUUAAGCUCAGGACUGGAUCAAUAAAAAUAGUAAUAAUAAUAAGAAUCUUUGAAUAUCGAGUUUCCUUUGUUCCUUUGUUUCCUUUCCACAUGUAGAGAAAUAAAUAAAGAAAUAAAAAAUAGGAUAAUGAAACAUGCUGCAUCGACCAAGCAAUCGGACAGUAUUUACAAAGUGCUAGAGAGGUGUUUUAGCAUGCAUCACAGUUUUUGCUUGUUUUUUGUUCAAAACACCAACUUUAGUGAAUUUCAGAGGUAUGAAAAUAAGUAGGACAUACUGGUGCAAACUGGCUUGGUGUCAAUUUUCCUUUGAGUUUCAUUAUUAUUUUUGAAUGCAAUAUAUUUCAAUGUGGGAACAAACCAGGGCACACGGUGUUAUUUUCAAUAACCAAUAAUGUACACACACCAAAGAUCACAUGAGUAAGCUGAGGCAUUAGGGCUGUACAGAGCAGGUUAUUUUGUGUUUUGUUUACCUGAUUUAUUUGUGCCACAUUGAACAAUGUCUUGCUUAUUCAUAUCUCACAGAGGCUUGAUUUUAAAUGACCACAACAAUUGCAAUAUUUAAUAUCAUAGUACAGUAUGUAAUAAAAACCCUUUGAUACAGGGCAAUAAACAUGCUGCACCAUGAUUGUGCAAUGACUUAAUGAAUGAAACAUGAGCUUAUAUCUCUUAAAUAACAAUC
Molecule: messenger RNA, 2284 nt
Organism: Tachysurus vachellii
Lineage: Eukaryota; Metazoa; Chordata; Actinopteri; Siluriformes; Bagridae
Gene: rab38c
Product: RAB38c, member of RAS oncogene family
Exons: 3
Coding region: 192-827 (211 amino acids)
Biological process (GO): phagosome-lysosome fusion; endosome to lysosome transport
Cellular component (GO): trans-Golgi network; late endosome; lysosome
Molecular function (GO): GTP binding; GTPase activity
Source: RefSeq, a predicted model, not a curated record